Pleurotus ostreatus (oyster mushroom) is the source of this 930-nucleotide messenger RNA. RefSeq lists its product as uncharacterized. Gene Ontology annotation, biological process: regulation of transcription by RNA polymerase II. The record is from RefSeq and is a predicted model, not a curated record. Gene Ontology annotation, molecular function: RNA polymerase II cis-regulatory region sequence-specific DNA binding; DNA-binding transcription activator activity, RNA polymerase II-specific. Bases 1 to 930 code for a protein of 309 amino acids. Lineage: Eukaryota; Fungi; Basidiomycota; Agaricomycetes; Agaricales; Pleurotaceae. The transcript is spliced from 7 exons. Gene Ontology annotation, cellular component: nucleus.
AUGCCAGCGGAUGCACCGCGCGACACCAAGCUUUCUGACCGUACUAGAUCUACUAGAGAACCAGCAUCGAUUCCUGGCUCCUCAAGCGAUAGAGUACUGCAACAGUCCGUUGACUCUGCAGCUAGGCGGCGGCUUUUUGUUCUGGGAGGCGAGAAAGGACGACUGUGGUUGCCUCCGGUGGCUUUCAAUCAAGCAUUUUAUUCACCAUCACCACAGACAUCGACGUCUGCACCUGACUUCUCAAGUGCUCGUGCUGAAAUACUGCAACAUGCCGUAUCCUCCACGUCUAGCGGUGAAGCCUCACAGUCUCUUCCCUCUGCUGGGAAUUGGGAGAUGUACGCACGGAAAGUCAGCAUGCCACCUAACAGCAAUUGGCAGUGUCUAUGGUCGGUGAAGCACAAAUACACAUCCAUUCCCUGUUUGUACGCGUCGACCAGGAAGCUAGAUGUCAAGCGGCAUAUUGAGACAAGUCAUCUCAUGAUCAAACGUUUCACAUGUGAGAUUUGCAACAAAGCAUUUGCGAAGAAGGCUGGGUUUGAUGCCCACAAGAAUGAGCACUUGGGGAAAACACCAUUUGGGUGCAACUAUGAUGGCUGUGGCCAGGCAUUCAAAGACGCCAGUGCUCGGCAGCGUCAUCACAUUGAAGAACACGGACAUACACCCAAACAAGUCAAGAACAGGUUUAAAGGAUCUCUUCUAAACUCUGCCGGCAUAUCAGACAGCCGGAUGAUGGAUGGUGAGGAGGCGGGCGAGUGGGAGGAGCGGUGCUUGGAAGGCAACAUGGAGGACGAAGGCAAGUCUGAUGAACAGGAUUCAAGUUUUUCCCGCCUUGAUCGCUGGGCACGCUUGCACCAAUGGGUCCUCUACAGCACCACAAAUAUGUACACCUCGUUUUCACAACAAUGGUGUCGAUUAGGCUCCAGUAAAUAG